Cladocopium goreaui is the source of this 3738-nucleotide messenger RNA. The record is from the annotation of a GenBank genome assembly. Lineage: Eukaryota; Dinophyceae; Suessiales; Symbiodiniaceae.
AUGGCUCGUCAGAGAAGUGCCGGCAAGCUCAAGAUCUGCGAGUUGUUCUCGCCCCCUAGGCUGUCUUCUUUGGGAUCGCGUGAGGUGGAAUUCACGUCCCCGCCAAAUUUUGACUUCACCACGGGCUGGGAUUUCUUUGAUGCCUUGGACCGAGCGGCAUUUUGGAAGUGCCUGCGCGAUCAGAAACCAGACCUGGUGACAAUGUCCCCAGAGUGCAGGCCUAUCAGCAUACUGAUGAAUUCCAACAGGAGCAAGAUGGAACCAGGCGAAGUUCUCCGCCUGCGCACUCAGGGCUUGGCCAUGCUUCAGUUUUGCGUGCAGGUAGCUGAGUACCAGAUUUCCCGUGGCAAGUUCUUUUGGCUGGAGCAACCCGCUACGGCGUCAAGCCUUGCCACCCAUGCUGUCAAGUGGCUCCUGGAACAGCGAGAUGUUUGCCUGCUAAGGUUUGAUCAAUGUGCUGCAGGGCUGCCUGUUGUGCCAGACACGCUGUCGAAGAAGCCAACGGCUUCCAUCACGAAUCACGUUGGCUUGAUGCACGAGUUGUCCAAGCUGCAGUGUGAUGGUAGUCACACAUCAACCCUUGGAGAGUGGGCCAUGCUGCACGGCGUGCGGUGGCAGCUUAAACGAGAACAGCAGUUGUUUUCAUUUUUCAACGGCACGGAGAACGAGCUCGACAAUGAGCAAGAGCUUGGCGGAGAUGUGGACCCAGGGCUGAAGGAAAGUGAGCUGACAACCAGAGCGCCGCAAACACCCUCUCCGGUGCGGCCUGCGGCCACUCAAGUCAGCGCUCAGCAGAAGGAUAUGGUGGCCAAGCUCCACGUGAAUAUGGGGCAUUUGCCAGUUGAUCAAAUGCUCACGAUGUUGAGAGCGGCAGGGGCAAAGGAGGAGAUCAGAGAGUAUGUCAAGAACGAGUUCAGGUGCGAUCAAUGCUCUCGGCAGCGAAGGCCAAUUGAGAAGAAGAAGGCCACGUGGUUUCCGAGGACAUUCUCCUUUAACAAGAUACUGGGCAUUGACUAUUUCUACAUAUCCUUCAUGAACAAGACCCAUGCUUUUCUCAACGUGGUUGACCAGGGACACUUGGGAGCUCUUCUGCCGAACUUGGGUGCCACCCUUGGCUUGCCAGAGGUGAUCCUGUCAGAUCAGGGAUCAGAGUUCAAGGGCUACUUUGAGCGGGCUCUUGAGCAGUCAGGCACUUUGCAAGCUGUGACGGACAGCACUUCCCCUUGGCAGAACGGCCGUACCGACCGUCAUGGCGCUUGGGUCAAACAGCGCAUGGAAGAAGAGGUUCAGAGCGUUCAGACCAUCCUCAGGUCCAGCAAGGAGCUCGAAACCCUGGCUGCCCUCACAGUUUCUCACAAGAACCGUUGGCUUCACAGGUUCACCGUAUCAACUAGUGGCGUCAAUCCAAGGAUACCCCUGGAGCUCCUCUCGGACGACCAGAUGAUCGUCCCCGGGACGGGUGAUGCUUGUGUUGAUCCCUUCGAGGCCGACUCAUGUCCUGGCUUGGUCAUCACGCAAGACUCCCAUUCGGUAUGGAUCUCAAUGCGAUCAAGAAUCUGGAAGUGUUGCUCCGACCAAUUGAGACCAGCCAACCACAUCGAGCCUUUGGGCGCUGAGCUCAUCGGCAGCAAAGACCUAGCCGACGUAUUAGAGCAGUCCAAGGGCAAGAGAGCUGGAAGCGCCGGCAGUCUCGUCUCGGAGGAAUCUUUGCCACCGCGAUCUUUGACACCCAUCCCAGAGGAGAACGUGGCACCAGCACCCCUCUUGAUCCGCUGGCUCCAAAAGACUAAGAUUGAGAAAGCUCCCUCCAGACAAAGGAGGCUACGUCAAGAAGCGGGUGGCCCAAGUGUGGAGUCCGAGGUUCUCGAAAGAGCAGCUCUUCGAGAAUUGAAGCGUCUGGAGCGAGAAGACCGACUUCGUCUUCAAGGAGAAAGAGCCAUGGCAGUGCUUCCACCGGACCCGUGGAUCGCCCCCGAGCUUCAACAGAGACGCCUCAAGAACCUCAGUCUCAUGGUCCAGAUGGCUAACCUUUGCCUCAUGGCUGGCCCUGCCAAGACCAAGAAUUCUGAGUUUAGCAUGAAGCAUGCCACCCCAGAGGAUCUUGCCCAAGGAGGAGUCCAAGAAGAUCACGACCGACCUCCCACACAGGGUGAUUACGAGCAGAUGAUCCGCAGAAAGACGCCGAUGCCGGGCCUCGGAUCCUUCAAGUACAAGUCAAGGUGGUGUCUUCAUGGGCAUCAAGACCCAGACACAGGAAGUUUCGAGGUGUUUUCUCCAAUGCCUUCUACGGAGUCCAUCACUCUAUUCUUUCAGCUGUCCCUCAGCCUUGGGCUGUCGAUGAGCUUCUUGGACAUCAAGAAUGCCUUUUGCCAGGCCAACAAGUUGAACAGGCCUCAAGGUAAGAUCUAUGCUCAGCCUUGCGAAGGCAUUGGUGUCCCAGCCGACAGAUUGAUAGAAGUGGUGGCACCAAUCUAUGGUUUGGAUGACAGUCCUCUUCAUUGGCAUCAGACUCUAUUGGAAUUCUUUCAAAACCUUGGCUUUGAGAGAUCCCUGCUUGAGCCUUGUUGGAUGGUUAAGCGACAAAACAAUAAGGUGAUCGCCCAGGUGCUGAUUGAGGUGGACGACUUGAACAUUGCUUCCUCUCCGUCCUAUCUCCCCAUCAUCAGAGACGCGUUGACCAAGAGGAGAUUGGCAGAAAAGGAAUCUCCAUUGUCACACGAGGAGUUCGAAAACUUCCGCUCCACCCUCUACAAAGUGAAAUGGGUGGCCCACCAGACCAGACCAGAAGCUUCUGGUGUGGUCAGCAUAUUAGCCAGCCGUCUCAAGAAUGCCACGAUCCACGACGUGGCAUGCCUCAACAAGUUGAUCAGCCACCUCAGGAACACGGCGAACCGGCCUUUGGUCUUGCACAGGUUUGAUAACGAAAGGAUGACCUUGGUGUCAGCUUCUGACGCUGGUGGUGCUGAUGGAAAACCACCCGCAGAAGAUUCCCACGAGUUGCAAGACACCAUCCAGGGUGCUUGGUUAAUCAUGGCUGCUGACAAGGUUCCAUCAGCCUCCUCGAGAACCAGGGUUUCGAUUUUGUCUUGGAGAUCAGCCAAGCUCAAGCGCAGGGUGUCUUCGACAUUAGCUAGCGAAGCCCUUGCCUUUUCGCAAGCUUUGGGUGAGUUGGAGUGGAUUCAGAUCAUGAUCAGAGAUGUGAUCUAUGGUGAUGUCAACAGGUGCGACUGGUCCCAGUCCUUGCUUCCCUACCUCGGCGUCCUCAAGAAUGAUUGCCUCUUGAGCAAAGCCUUAGGGGAUCUUCUUCCUCAGUGCGGCAUCAUAGACGCCAAGAGCUUGUUUGAUGCCUUGAAGAAGGAGAAUCCAUCAUCUAGACAGGAUCGUCGGACAGCGAUUGAGAUCGCCAUCAUCAUCGAAGCCAUGAGGAAAUCCAAGUCAUUGCUGCGUUGGAUGCCCCAUCCCAGGAUGGUAGCUGAUGGGCUCACCAAAGAUGAUCUGACGAAAAGCAACGGAGCACUGGAAGAACUUUUCAGAACCAGUACUUUAGCUCUUUGGGAUGAGGCUGACGAGCUAGCAAGACGUAGGGAUGAUCCUAAGAGCCGGAGUAGAUCAAAGAAAGCUUCUCUUGAAUUCCGCAAGGCCGGAGCCAUCCUAGUGACGGAAGGCCAACUCAACAGAGAUUUAGGGGUGCUGUUCCAAUUUCCCACCAUUUUGACCUGCCAGGUGAAAGACAUGUGA